GACAGUCGCGUUGUUGGUGUUAUGCAGCUUUAUAGCAUUGAAAGAAAAGUCAGUCAGCCGAUAGAAGGUCAUGCUGCAUGCUUUCUUCAGUUCACACUUGAAGGAAAUCCAGAACCUUCGAAUAUAUUCUGUUUCGCUGUACGUAAUGCCACCGCCGGCAAAUUGCAUAUUAUCGAAGUUGGUUCGCCCCCGGCCGGGAAUCAAGCGCAUCAGAAACGAGCAGCAGACGUAUUUUUUCCGCCUGAAGCACAAAACGACUUUCCUGUGGCAAUGCAGGUAAAGAUUUAG
Soboliphyme baturini is the source of this 288-nucleotide messenger RNA. The record is from the annotation of a GenBank genome assembly. Lineage: Eukaryota; Metazoa; Nematoda; Enoplea; Dioctophymatida; Soboliphymatidae.